Leptinotarsa decemlineata (Colorado potato beetle) is the source of this 471-nucleotide messenger RNA. Its product is annotated as 52 kDa repressor of the inhibitor of the protein kinase-like. Lineage: Eukaryota; Metazoa; Arthropoda; Insecta; Coleoptera; Chrysomelidae. The record is from RefSeq and is a predicted model, not a curated record.
AUGUCAGCCAGGUUCCCUAACGCUCCCAUAAAAAGAAUUGGACAGCUGCAGAAGUUGCUGUCCCAUAACUUCAGCGACAAAGAUGUGGAGGAUGUUUUGCAAGGCGCUGAAAUAUAUAAAGAAGAUCUUCCUUGUUGGUUAGCUUUGAAGGGAGAGCUGAAAAUUUGGCAAGAGAUGAGAGAAAAUAUCCCAGUAUCUCCAGCAGAUGCCUACAAAAGAGCAACGAUGCUGCCAAAUAUUAGAACUCUUUGUCAAUUGCUGUGCACGUUUCCAGUGACUACUAGCACUGCCGAGCGAUCUGUCUCCACCUUACGCCGACUAAAGUCAUAUCUUCGCAACAGGAUGACUGACUUGAAUGGAUUGGCUUCAAUGCAUAUCCAUCAAGACGUUGCGGCAAAAAUGGACGCUAAUGAAGUGAUGGACAUAUUUAGCAGGAAACAUAAAAGAAAACUGUCUUUAUUAAACAUCUAA